Messenger RNA from Ophidiomyces ophidiicola, 1689 nucleotides. RefSeq names its product m-phase inducer phosphatase (gene MIH1). The record is from RefSeq and is a predicted model, not a curated record. Gene Ontology annotation, biological process: protein dephosphorylation; G2/M transition of mitotic cell cycle; positive regulation of G2/MI transition of meiotic cell cycle. Gene Ontology annotation, molecular function: protein tyrosine phosphatase activity. The transcript is spliced from 4 exons. Bases 1 to 1689 code for a protein of 562 amino acids. Gene Ontology annotation, cellular component: cytoplasm; nucleus. Lineage: Eukaryota; Fungi; Ascomycota; Eurotiomycetes; Onygenales; Onygenaceae.
AUGCAGCCACCAUCCGUGAUGUUCGGCCACCACUUUGGCACCCAGGCUAAGGCUGGAUUCUCAUCUUUCCCCAUUGUGAGGAAGUUCGGUCCGGAAAGCUUCAACUUCAAGGACCUUUCCAUGAAGACGGGCCACGCCGACUAUUUCACCGCCAACCCACACAGGGGGUCUUCGCCCACGGUUAGUCUCGCGGCAGAUCUAUCUCAAAACUUUCACAUUGAUCGGAGCCCGCAACUAGUUACCCCCCGAAGGUCUCUUUUUACGGCGAGCCUUUUGGGCCCCGACAAUGGUCGUGGUAAGAAUGCUUUUCUAUGUAAGAACAAAAAAACAGGAUAUGAACAGGUCUUAGUAUUAGAUACAAUGACGACGCCCCCGAUGCCGCCCUCAUCGCCUGCUCGUGGGUUGGAGAUCAUGGAAAUGUCUCCUUUGCCUCACAAGAUACCCUAUUGCCAUAAUGCGGAUUUGGAUUUGGAUUCUCCUACUGCUGAGAUUUCUUUGGCCAAGGCUCAGCAAAGCCACCUACAGCGUUCCUUACAGGCUUCUCCCAUGGACUUGGAGCCGCCAGGUCGUUUACAGAGGGCUAAACCCCCCAUGCUAAGGCCUUCUUUAAUCCGCUCUAAAGCCUACAGCUCUAACGACAAGGACACAUUGGUACCCCAGCCGCCACCUUUCAUGUUUGCUGCUGGCAGUAGGAUUACCCCCUGUGCUUCACUGUCCCUGUCCGAGAUGUUCGAAGAAUCCCCACCGCGAAAUCUUGCAUCAAAGCCCAAUAUUUCAGUAAACUCUAUGGGGCCUCCGCGACCUAGAGCACCCUUUUCUGGAGUAGUUGGCCAAUCUAGAUCAAAUGGCUCUCCAGCAAAUGGUAUACGCAAAAGCCCAAAUCCUUUUUGUCGUCCCAGAAAGUUGAGUAGAAGAUCUUUAAGCAUGUUCGAGCAUCCAGAAGAUAUUGUCAACCAAGACGAAGAUUCCAUUAUGCUCUCGAGCCCAGGCCUCCAAUCCAUUGCCGACAUUGACACUCGACCACAGUUACAGUUGCCGCAUUUUAUACCAGAAGACGUACCGGACCAGCUCCCCCGUAUUGAAAGUAGCGUGCUGGUCGACAUAAUUAAUGGAAAAUAUAAUGACCGAUAUGAUAAUAUAACUAUCAUUGAUUGCCGUUUUGAAUACGAGUAUGAAGGCGGCCACAUUAAUGGCGCCGUUAAUUACAAUGAUAAAGAGCAUCUUGCUACUCAAUUGUUUGGAGAGGAGUUUAAGCCAAAAACAGCGUUGAUAUUCCAUUGCGAAUACUCAGCCCAUCGCGCCCCCAUCAUGGCCAAAUACAUCCGACACAAAGACCGCGCGGUCAAUGUGGAUAUAUAUCCUGAACUCACUUAUCCGGAAAUGUAUAUUCUGUAUGGAGGAUACAGCGCUUUUUUCUCCGAACACCGCUCCUUAUGUUACCCCCAAAACUACGUCGAAAUGGCCGCCAAAGAACAUGAAUUUGCUUGCGAACGGGGACUUGGCAAAGUCAAACAAAGGUCAAAGCUGUCUAGAGCUCAAACUUUUGCCUUUGGCCAGAACUCGCUUCCGAUGGAAGACAGCCCGACCGGACGUUGUCGCGCAACCAGUGACCGCAGCGUUGACCCUGGUUCAUUUGACCAAGACUCUGCCGGCAGCCGCAUUUCUGGACGUCGGAUGUUCUCUUAUUAA